GAUGACAUACUGUCAAGUGUCAAAACAUUUUUGUCAAUGUCAGUCUUCUACCUUCCCUUGUUUAUUUCUUAAAAUAUUUUAAAUUAAGCGAAUAAAACUAAAAAUGUCUGGUUCACUAACGGGUAUAACAACCCAUACUAGAAAGGUCCAAAGUUUAUAUAAAAGGGCUCUUCGUAUGUUAGAGAACUGGUACGAUAGAAGAGAAGUAUAUAGGUACCACGCCGUUUUAAUGAGACAAAGAUUUGAUCAAAAUAGAAAUAUUAAAGAUACCAGAUCUGCUAAGGAACUGGUGGCAAAAGGAGAAUCUGAAUUAUUCGAGAAUUCUCAUUGGCAUCCUAGAAAAUUUCCAGAGUCUCCUGGUGGGGUAGCUUAUGGAAGAGAAGUUCAACCCCCCGAUUGGGUUUUAGAUCACUGGGACCCCUUAGAAAAGGCCCAGUAUCCAGAAUAUUUUGCCCGCCGCGAGCAAAGGAAAAAAGAAUUUGUUAAAAUGUGGGAAGACAAAUAUGGAAAAUCAUCAACUUUUACCCCUCAUUAAAUUUUAAUUACUAAUUGUAGAUAAUGAUAUGUAAUAUAUAAUUUCAUCUAGUUUUAUUUUAUUGGAAUAUACAGGAUGGUUCAUUCAUGGGC
Messenger RNA from Psylliodes chrysocephalus, 627 nucleotides. The record is from the annotation of a GenBank genome assembly. Lineage: Eukaryota; Metazoa; Arthropoda; Insecta; Coleoptera; Chrysomelidae.